CAGAGUCAUACCUUCGAUUUCCCGAGAUUUGCGUAAUGUUGUAGAAUUUUCUCGUUGUGAACAGGACAUCCGCAAUGCUUCUACGGCUAUGUAUGAUGGUAUAAUGUAUGAAGACAAACUUUGUAGCCAUAAUAUCGCAAAAUGUACUUGGCCAGCCUGAUCAUCUGGGUAUUAAACUUCGUUCCAGGUAUCCUUCCUCAAUCUAGAAUUCUGAGAGUAAAUCCUGCUACAGCGAAAUUGGGUGAAGAUGCAUUGAUAACGUACACAUUCACACCUGAACCAGGGGAUGAUUUUGAUUACUUGGUUUGGUUUGAAAGUGAUGCAGAUGGUGUUAUACAAGGGGUUGCCGGUAAUAUUAUAAACAAUAUCCCCGGAAACCCACCACCCAAUCCUAGAUACAACUUAAGUGAUAAUGGAAGCCUUAUUAUAUAUAAUGUUGAAGUAGAGGAUACAGGUUACUAUCUGCUUAGAGUAAUUUUAGCUAUCAGUGACCAGGAACCCUGGGUAGACGUGUUCUCAACAUUAACAGUCUUCUAUAUUGAAACACCACUGUUGGAACCACAAGAAAAAACUGUCAAUGAAAAUGAAUCUGCAAUAUUCUUAUGCCCUUUGCCCGAUGGUGUUCCAACGCCUAUCACAAUCACGUGGAUUAAAGAUGGCGGCGCACUUAAUGUAUCUGAUACUGAGAAGUAUCCACAGUUAGAUACAACAUUAGAGAUCAUCAGAGUCAAUGAAAUGGAUGAAGGGGACUACCAAUGUCGAGCAGAGAAUGAAGCUUACAGUGGUGAUGAAGGAAAGUUGAGUAAUACAGGGACACUGUCAGUGUUUCAUCAACCUAAGCCAACUACACAUCAUUCUCAAAAAAUUGAACCAGGUUCAGACACUGAUCUUCUUGUUGGAAUCACGUUUCUGGGUAUCGUCAUCGGAAUCGUGUUGUCAUCAUCUGUAUUUGUUUUCCUUUGGUGGAAAACUAGAACCUCAUCUUCAAAUAAGUACACGACGUAUAAUACUAAACAGAAAACAGAUAUCCAGACGUACGAAGAUUUAAGGAGAAAUGAAGACACCCCAAGUGUUUAUGAAGAUUUAAGUACCGAAGGAUACACCCCAUCUGUUUAUAUGAAUGUAAAAACAAAAAGAUAGAGAAUGUAAAGUUUGAAAAUUCCAUUUUAACAAGAGAGAACGAGGCUAGCAGAUACAAUACCAUUGUAUGGGUUUAGAAAAUAAUAAAUUUUGUGGAGUUUGGACAUUAAAAACAUUAAUAUUUAGGAAAAUAAUUUAGGAAAACUUAUUUGCAAUGUUUUUAAUUGUGUAUUAUAUUUUGAACUUUGCUUUGUUUUUAUUUUAAAUGUAUUGCUGCCGUUGUUUCUGUGUUUCCUCGUGUUGUUUUUAUUGAUUGGUUAG
Anneissia japonica is the source of this 1401-nucleotide messenger RNA. Its product is annotated as carcinoembryonic antigen-related cell adhesion molecule 7-like. The transcript is spliced from 5 exons. The record is from RefSeq and is a predicted model, not a curated record. The coding region runs from base 142 to 1140 and encodes 332 amino acids. Gene Ontology annotation, biological process: T cell activation. Lineage: Eukaryota; Metazoa; Echinodermata; Crinoidea; Comatulida; Comatulidae. Gene Ontology annotation, cellular component: external side of plasma membrane.